GAAAAAACCUGCUCCCACGCGGGUCGCGAGGAGAACAAACAAGUCUCUGCACGGCUGCACCGGAGCAGGAACCGAGAGAGAGAGAGAAGCUCUGCCCCUGAGCUCCUCCGCCGGCAUGGAGAUCCUUCAACAAGGCACUAUGUCGAUGUUCCCUGGGAUGGAUCUUACGAAAAUGGAUCCUCCAACUCUUACCCUCCUUGGAGCAGCUUGUUGUGUAAUGUUGUCUAUGCAUUUCACAAUACAGCUGGUAUCACAGCAUCUUUUUUAUUGGAAAAAUCCCAAAGAGCAGAAGGCUAUACUCAUUAUAGUGCUGAUGCCUCCAUUGUAUGCUAUGACUUCCUUUGCUGGUCUUCUGGAUAUUAAGGGAAGCAAAACGUUUUUUACAUGCUUGGAGUCUGUUAAAGAAUGUUAUGAAGCACUGGUUAUUGCUAAGUUUCUGGCAUUGAUGUACAGCUACUUAAAUAUAUCUAUCAGUAAAAACAUCGUACCUGAUGAAAUCAAAGGGAGGGUGCUUCAUCAUUCUUUCCCUGUUUCUCUUUUCCUGCCCCGUAAUGUUCGGUUGGAGCACAAGACACUUAAGCUUCUGAAGUACUGGACCUGGCAAUUUGUUGUUGUUAGGCCUGUAUGCUCCAUUCUGAUUAUUGUACUUCAGCUUCUUGGGUUGUACCCCAGCUGGGUCAGCUGGACGUUCACAAUUAUAUUGAACUUUUCAGUCUCCAUGGCAUUAUAUGCCUUGGUCAUAUUCUAUCACUUGUUUGCUAAGGAGCUGGCACCUCACAAGCCUCUUGCAAAGUUCUUGUGCAUCAAAGGGAUUGUCUUCUUCUCUUUCUGGCAGGGCUGUGCCUUGGAUGUUUUGGCUGCUGUAGGGUUUAUUCAAUCUCACCAUUUCUGGCUGGACGUGGAGCACAUCCAGGAGGCAAUCCAGAAUGUCUUGAUUAUCCUGGAAAUGGUCAUCUUCUCAGUUCUCCAGCAAUACGCAUAUCACGUUGCUCCGUACAGUGGCGCUGACAAGGCAAAAUUCGAGAAGAAGAAUGAAUGAUCCGCCAAGCAACAUAAGCAGCUUGUUCUUGUAUGGUUUUGUGUGUUUGUGCUGGGAACACGGAUUCAACAUGCUAUAGGACAUGCAUUUCCUUUUGGGCAUGUGUAGAGUGAGUCGUUAUACGUUGAACAAUAGAAUACCGAGAUGUCCAGGAUUCAGGAACAUGCAGGAAUGGCACUGUUAUUUGCGCUGUGAAACUAUGUAAUGCACCAAUAAGGAGAAUUUUGGGGUUUUCCCGCUCCAAGAUGGAGUCCUGAAUAAAUGUGGUUUCCUGCUGAAA
Hordeum vulgare subsp. vulgare (domesticated barley) is the source of this 1319-nucleotide messenger RNA. RefSeq names its product protein LAZ1 homolog 1-like. Gene Ontology annotation, molecular function: transporter activity. NCBI's taxonomy places the organism in Eukaryota, Viridiplantae, Streptophyta, Magnoliopsida, Poales, Poaceae. Gene Ontology annotation, biological process: transport. The record is from RefSeq and is a predicted model, not a curated record. The coding region runs from base 116 to 1039 and encodes 307 amino acids. The transcript has 5 exons.